This is a messenger RNA of Dothidotthia symphoricarpi CBS 119687, 574 nucleotides long. Its product is annotated as ribosomal protein 60S. NCBI's taxonomy places the organism in Eukaryota, Fungi, Ascomycota, Dothideomycetes, Pleosporales, Dothidotthiaceae. The transcript has 4 exons. Bases 101 to 439 code for a protein of 112 amino acids. Gene Ontology annotation, biological process: cytoplasmic translational elongation; translation. The record is from RefSeq and is a predicted model, not a curated record. Gene Ontology annotation, molecular function: structural constituent of ribosome. Gene Ontology annotation, cellular component: cytosolic large ribosomal subunit; ribosome.
CGACAACCACGACAGAACUUGUAGCUUCAGUCUCCGGUCAUACGGUUAAAUCGAUUGAACUCCUGUUCCCACCAAACGACAUCUACAACCAACCGUCAAAAUGAAGCACCUCGCAGCCUACCUCCUUCUCGGCCUCGGUGGAAACACCUCGCCUUCUGCUGCUGACGUCAAGGCCGUCCUUGAGUCUGUUGGUAUUGAGGCUGACAGCGACCGUCUCGACAAGCUCAUCAGCGAGCUUGAGGGCAAGGACAUCAACCAGCUCAUCUCUGAGGGUUCCGCCAAGCUUGCUUCCGUUCCCUCUGGUGGCUCCGGUGGUGGCGCUUCCUCUGGUGGCGCCGCUGCUUCCGGCGGUGCUGCUGAGGCUGCUCCCGCCGAGGAGGCCAAGGAGGAGGAGAAGGAGGAGUCCGACGAGGACAUGGGUUUCGGUCUCUUCGACUAAGCGCAUUGCCAACCAUCCUCUGUCUACGAAGUAUGAUCACGCCAAUCUCUCGAUAUUCACGAGAAUCAUGCGGCACGAAUCUGUGCGUUUGGGCGGUGUCGAGCGCGCGAUCAAUGGGAUAUGGAGAACGAUAUU